UAUACAGUUGGCCUUAAUUAUGAUACUUCUAGUAGUGAACGACAUUGAGAACUUUAUGGAAGCCUUGCAUUUUAUGACAAUUACGAUAACUGUAUUGUCUAAGAUAUCUCGUCUAUUUAUGGCUGCGAAAGAUAUGAAAGACAUAGAAAAUUAUUUGGCCAAUUUCGAGACAUCAAAAAUCCCACAUGGUAUAGUUGGUUAUGUUAUUGAUGAAGCAUAUUUCAGGGAUCGGUUCUAUCUACCACAAUGGACUUUGAUAACAUUUUUGACGUUACUCCAGCUUGCCACCUGUCUCAUUUUUCAUACUCAGAGACUAGUAUUCAUCGUUAGUUGGUUUCCAUUCGAUCUUCAAAAACCGGAGUUUUAUUUUCCCACAGUUAUUUUCCAAAUAAUCGUUUUAAUUUUUAAUGCUUUCCCUAAUAUUGCUAUUGAUACGACAUAUUAUGUCUUAGUUGAUAUAGCAUGCUGUGAAUUAGACAUUUUGAUGUACAAAUUAACAAAUUUGGAUCCAUCAAAAAAUACAAACGAUACAAUUAAAGAAUUGAAAGAGGAUGUUAUUUGUCAUCAAACGAUUUUAAGAUUCAUUCUCUGUGUACAAAACAAUGUAUUCGCCGGAUUAAUGUUUCUACAAUGUAUUGGAAGUAUAAUAACCAUAUGCGUAUUGGGAUUUCAAUUUACUACAACGGUACUUAUGCUUAGAUAUGUUAUAAAUAAAAUUGUUAGAGAGAUUUCACCUUGCCUUUGA
Diorhabda carinulata is the source of this 745-nucleotide messenger RNA. RefSeq lists its product as uncharacterized. Gene Ontology annotation, cellular component: plasma membrane. Gene Ontology annotation, molecular function: odorant binding; olfactory receptor activity. The coding region runs from base 20 to 745 and encodes 241 amino acids. The record is from RefSeq and is a predicted model, not a curated record. The transcript is spliced from 3 exons. Lineage: Eukaryota; Metazoa; Arthropoda; Insecta; Coleoptera; Chrysomelidae. Gene Ontology annotation, biological process: detection of chemical stimulus involved in sensory perception of smell; sensory perception of smell.